AACACUGUGUAGAAACAAUAUAUAUAUAUAUAUAUAAUACACAAUAUGUAUAUAGAUAUGUUGUAUAUAAAUAGUACUGCAGCAAUAUUAAAUCCAUUCAUUAUAUUUCGAUUUAAUUAAUUUAUGUUCAACUGUUAUCAGUAAAUUAAGACAUUUAUCAGAAUCACUCUUUAAAAAUGAAAAACAAACUUCAGAUAUUUAAAUAUUAAGUUAUAGAUUAUAAUUUUAUAUUAUACAUUAUAUUUUAUAAUAUUAUAUAAAAUACUUUGAAGAUGAAUUAGGUCAUUGUUAUUAAUUGUUCCGUUUGGAAUGUUUUUUAUUUAUUUACUUUCAUUUUUCAAACCAGGGGCCUCAGAUUGCAUACGUCACAGGAAGCCACAGAUAGACUUUUCAAAAUAAACGCACACUUCUUUUCUUCAGCAGUAAAGUAGCAGAGCUCGAGGAGAAGAAGAUGAAGAGAAGAGAGUGAGAUGUAUUAAUAUUUGAAUGCGAUGAAGACUAACAUCAGAGAGAUUAUCUAACUAUCAAGUAUUAAGUUAAUAAUGUGCUUUUGUUUUGAAAGAGGCAUCUCAUCUGUUUCCGGUUUCUCUGGAGUUUUGAUGGUUUUUGACCGGAAGAUGACGUCAGCCUCGUUUUCACUUUCCGGUCGUCGAGGAAACGGUGAGGCAACGCAGUGAUGACGUCAUCAGGAGUGUCAUCAGGAGUGUCUGAUUAUCGAUCCACAGAAUGUGGCUGAAGAUCAAAGGAGCGACAAAUAAAUAUAUAAUAUAUAAAGAAUAAACAUAAAUACACUGAUACAGAUACACGUCAUCAAUUGAUUCAUAAAUGGAUCAAGAGAUCAAUAACACAAAAUAAUCUGAUUUUAAAAAACGAUAAAAAAAAGUUCAUAAAACGAAGUUAAAUUCGUGAUGAAUGAAUUUCCGGUGAGGAAACCUUUGCCUGACGGACAUGUCGUCACUUCCGUCUGCAUCCUCAUUGGUUACAGCAGCAAGGCCCCCCCGGAAGCGCGGCAAACAUUUGUUUGUUCGUUCGAAGAAGAAGAAGAAGAAUGUGUGAUGGAGGUCGACGUCCUGGAGUUCAAAGUCCCGGUCCAGAACAACAAGACGCUGUUCGUGUGGGACAUCCAGCCAUCUCACACCCAGGAUCAGGUCUACGUCCGGUUGCUCGAUGUCUUCUCGUCCUUCGGUCCUCUCUACCUGCUCAAGGUGAGUCCCAACUCUGCUCCCAACCCGCCGGGGUUCUACGCCCUCAUCAAGUUCUACUCCACUGCUCAGGCCUCAAAGGCACUACGGCAGACUGACGGACAGACGCUGUUCCAGAACUCUCCACUCAAGGUGAGACUGAGCUCCAGACAGACUCCUCACUUCCUGUCUGACAGCAGCAGACCUCUGAGCCACGCCCGCUGCCUGGAACUGGCCAAUCACUGCUUGGGAUUCAACGGCUGGACCUCUGACAUCAUCACGCUGAAGGAGCUCACCAACGAAGAAGAAAAAGAAAGAGGAGAAGAGGAUGAUGAAGGUGGAGGAAGAUGGAGGAGGCUGAAGUUUGGCUGUGUGCUGCAGCUCUCCUUCCCUCAUCACGGACAGACGACCAGAGCAGCAGCAGUGGUGGAGGACAGCUUCACCUGCUCGGGUGAGGACGGCUUCACAUUACAUCACAGUCAUUCAGCAGAUGCUGUCAUCCAACGAGACUUACAAUAAGUGUGUUCAAGAGAACUACUAGUCACCAGAAGUCAUGAGUGCAUCUCCUUUAU
Anarrhichthys ocellatus (wolf-eel) is the source of this 1753-nucleotide messenger RNA. RefSeq names its product RAD52 motif-containing protein 1-like. Gene Ontology annotation, molecular function: RNA binding. NCBI's taxonomy places the organism in Eukaryota, Metazoa, Chordata, Actinopteri, Perciformes, Anarhichadidae. The record is from RefSeq and is a predicted model, not a curated record. Bases 909 to 1700 code for a protein of 263 amino acids. The transcript is spliced from 5 exons. Gene Ontology annotation, cellular component: nucleolus.